This is a messenger RNA of Yamadazyma jaroonii, 1014 nucleotides long. NCBI's taxonomy places the organism in Eukaryota, Fungi, Ascomycota, Pichiomycetes, Serinales, Debaryomycetaceae. The record is from the annotation of a GenBank genome assembly.
AUGUCUGACUCAGUCUCUAAACAAAUGAAUGUCGAUACUGACAUUAUAACAUUAUCAAGAUUUAUUAUUCAAGAACAACAAAAACAUCAAGAAGCUACUGGUGAAUUAUCAUUAUUAUUAAAUGCUUUACAAUUUGCUUUCAAAUUUAUUGCUCAUAACAUUAGAAGAGCUGAAUUGAUCAAUUUAAUUGGGGUUUCAGGUACUGCUAAUUCAACUGGGGAUGUUCAAAAAAAAUUAGAUGUUAUUGGAGAUGAAAUCUUUAUCAAUGCUAUGAAAUCAAGUGGUCAAGUAAAAAUCUUAGUUAGUGAAGAACAAGAAGAUUUAAUUGUCUUCGAAGGUGGUGGUAAAUAUGCUGUUUGUACUGAUCCAAUUGAUGGAUCAUCAAAUAUUGAUGCUGGGGUAUCAGUUGGUACAAUUUUUGGUAUUUAUAAAUUACAACAAGAUUCAAAUGGUUCAAUUAAAGAUGUCUUAAGACCAGGUACUGAAAUGAUUGCUGCUGGUUAUACUAUGUAUGGUGCUUCAGCUCAUUUAGUUUUAACUACUGGUAAUGGAGUUGAUGGUUUCACUUUAGAUGCUCAAUUAGGUGAAUUCAUUUUAACUCAACCAAAUUUAAGAAUUCCUGAAUUCAGAUCUAUUUAUUCAAUGAAUGAAGGUAAUUCAUUAUACUGGCCAGAAUAUGUUAAAGAUUACAUAAAAGACUUGAAAGAAUUACAAUCAAACGGUAAACCUUAUAGUGCACGUUAUGUUGGAUCAAUGGUUGCAGAUAUUCAUAGAACUUUAUUAUAUGGAGGUAUUUUUGCUUACCCUGCUGAUUCAAAACUGAAAAAUGGUAAAUUAAGAGUCUUAUAUGAAUGUUUCCCAAUGGCAAUGUUAAUGGAACAAGCUGGUGGUUUAGCUGUUAAUGAUAAAGGUGAAAGAAUUUUAGAAAAAGUACCUAAAGGAAUUCAUGAUAAAUCUGGUAUUUGGUUAGGUUCAAAAGGUGAAAUUGAAAAAUUCAAAAGUUACAUUAAAUAA